Molecule: messenger RNA, 1839 nt
Organism: Macrosiphum euphorbiae (potato aphid)
Lineage: Eukaryota; Metazoa; Arthropoda; Insecta; Hemiptera; Aphididae
Source: the annotation of a GenBank genome assembly
AUGGAGCCUGCACAUGUUUCUCAAAGUCAGCAAGCUAAUAUUUUAAAAGAAAAAAAGAAGAAGACAAGUAAGAAGAAAAAUAAUCAGAACCUUAAAAAUGAAGAGGAAGAGGUUAUUAUUCCAAAACUGAAAGAAACCCAAAAUAACGGAUUUAAACAUGUUGUUGUAAAUGGCGCUGCAAAGUUUCCUAGUUAUUUAGACAAUUUACCCUAUGUUGAAGGACAAUGGAGUGUUACAAACCCAACUGGAAAGAAAAUGUAUUCUAUAAUAUUUUUAUCACAACUUGGUCUUGAAGCUGUUUGUCAAAAGAAACCGGAUGUAUUAAAAAACUGGAGUACAAAAUCAUUCAUUGCACCACAAUUUAGUUCAUUAAGUGAUAUUUUAAAACAACAAGAAAAAAAGAAGAAUAAGAAAAAUAAACAUUAUUCUAAAAAUGAAGAGGAACAGAGUGUAAUUCCAAAACCGGUAGAGUUAGUACCACAAGUGGAAAAGUCCCAAUACAAUGGACUUCAAUAUGUUGUAAAUGACACUCUAAAGUUGCCUAGUUAUUUAGACAAUUUACCCUAUAUUGAAGGACAAUGGAGUUUUACAAACCCAACUGGAAAGAAAGUGUAUUCUAUAUUAUUUUUAUUAAAACUUGGGAGUGAAGCUAUUUGUCAAAAGAAACCGGAUGUAUUAAAAAACUGGAGUACAAAAUCAUUCAUUGCACCACAAUUUAGUUCAUUAAGUCACCCAAGUGUUAUAUUGGAUCGUAGUCAUGGAAAGCUUUUACAGCUCAAAGAGACAGUUGAACAUCCAUUGAACUCAGUAGUUGCUUAUAAAAUGAAUAUGAAAUGUAAAAGCAUACUUAAAGACUACGAGGAACUGAAUAAUUUAAAUGAAAUAAUCUAUUCAUUAUCAGAAGAUGAAUCUUCGGUAAUCUGCACAAGGCAUAAAGAGUUUGUGAAGUCAAUGUCACUUAUAAUAUUAGAUUGUCCUAUCACUCAAACAACAGUAGCAGGAACGAUUUUUGCAGAACUAUUAUCCAAAAAAAUUCUUUCUAUGGAGGCCAUCACUCAAGGAAUUGAUGAUAUUCUUAAAUAUUGGAAUGAUUUUUUGAUGUAUUAUCCUCAAUUUUUCUCCUAUAUUGCUGAAAUUAUUGUUCCAUUAUUACUAUCACAGAAUACUUCUUUUGACUUCAACAAUUUAAAAGAUUCAUGUACUUCUAUACGACCAAACAAUUCUAGUAAAUUGUUUACUGAAGUAUUAUAUAAAAUUAAUAGUUCCAAGGAAACACAGAACGUUAAAGAACAAUUUGGUGGUAUACUGUGGAUUUACAAUAAGUGGAAUAUGUUAGAAAAUGUUCCUCUUGAUGUCUUUAUGCCUUCUAACCAAAUAAAUAAAUAUUUUAAAAAAGAUGAAGUUGGAGUAUUCCUUUUAUCUAUUGCCAUGUAUGAUAAAAUUAAGCUGACUGAUAAUAAAUUACUGUACGAUAUAUUGCAAAGCUGGAUAUGUACUAAUAUUAGUGCAGAAAUAAUAAAAAGCUCUCUGUUUGUGCGAGCACUGACUGUAGCUAUUGUCAUUUUAUGUUUGAAGUUAAAUCAUCCAUACGACGAUUUCUUUGAUCAUGUUCAUGUACAAUUGUUGACCCAUUAUAUUAAAUUAAAACUACUUCCAAAAAAUGAAAUCCAGGCACGAGAAGUACAAUGUAUGUUCGGCAUUCAAUUAAUGUCUGCUACACUUGAACAUCCUAGAGGAAUGGUAUUAAAACUGUUCAAUAAGCUCCAUCAGGAAAGAGUUAUAAGUAAAGAAUCGUUUGAACUAUUCAUACAAGAAUAUGAAAAAAUACCUGAAAAAUAG